CUUUUUGACUAAAAAUCGUCCCUUUUCAGAUUUCGAAUCGUCCGAAACACGACGCAGGUACUGGCAACACUGGUCAUUGUCAACUAUCGAAAAGUCAACCGUAAGAGAGCUUUAGAUUUGGAUUUGGAUUUUAAAUACGUUUCCAUUUAAUUAGCUAAAUACAAAUAAGUCUCGAUAAUAUUAGUAAAUAAAUAUGACUGAGUCAACAGAGGUAGUAAAAAUCAACAAAUGGGACGGAGCAGCAGCAAAAAAUGCCAUUGAUGAUGCCAUUAGAGAGGUUUUCACUGGUGACCUUAAGUGCAAGGAGAGUUUUGCUCUGAUUGAUGGAAGACUUUUCCUCUGUGCAUUAGCAGUUGGUGUGGCUCUAUAUGCCCUUCUCUGGGACUACUUAUACCCAUUCCCACAAUCAAGACUGGUUCUCAUUAUUUGUGUGUCUUCAUAUUUUAUCCUCAUGGGCAUACUCACUCUGUAUACCACAUUCAAAGAAAAAGGAAUAUUUGUAGUCGCCAAAGAAAAGGUUGGCAACAACAACAGAGUCUGGGAGGCUAGUUCAUAUGUCAAAAAGCACGACGACAAGUACAGCCUGGUAGUGGUGAUGCGUGAGGCGGGGGGGGCGGGGGGGGGCGGGGCGGUGCCGCGAGGCUUCUGUCAACAAGUCGUUCGCGACCUACAUCGAUGUCAACGGCGCCGUCGUGCAGAGCGUCGUCCUCGCCGAGAUCACUAAACUCUACAAUUCCCUCUCAUCCGAGAAGAAGGAGAAGUGAACCUGUUUCCGUGUCUGUUGCACAAUUUCAUUGUAAGCUCUGAUAUAGAAAUAUUGAAUCGUAAUAAAUAUUCUUCGAAACAUA
Molecule: messenger RNA, 848 nt
Organism: Chilo suppressalis (striped riceborer)
Lineage: Eukaryota; Metazoa; Arthropoda; Insecta; Lepidoptera; Crambidae
Source: the annotation of a GenBank genome assembly